CGCCGGCGGAACCUCAGCGCGCAGGCGGGCGGGGCGCGCGGCGCGGCGGGGCCGUUUGUGUGUGGGACCGCCGUGCCACGUCUGAGGAGCGCGGCCGGAGGUCAGGCCGGGCCGCUCGCCGCCGGGCCCGCUGCUGCCGCCGCCAUGGUCUCGGUCAUUAACACCGUGGACACCUCCCACGAGGACAUGAUCCAUGAUGCUCAGAUGGAUUACUACGGCACUCGGUUAGCGACCUGUUCUUCAGACAGAUCCGUGAAAAUCUUUGAUGUUCGGAACGGAGGGCAAAUCCUCAUUGCGGACCUGAGAGGGCAUGAAGGUCCUGUGUGGCAGGUGGCCUGGGCUCAUCCUAUGUACGGAAAUAUCUUGGCUUCCUGUUCCUACGACAGGAAGGUUAUUAUCUGGAAGGAGGAAAAUGGCACUUGGGAAAAGACAUAUGAGUACACGGGGCACGAUUCCUCAGUGAAUUCUGUCUGCUGGGCACCGCAUGACUACGGAUUGAUCCUGGCCUGCGGGAGCUCUGAUGGGGCCAUUUCGUUACUGAGCUACACGGGUGACGGGCAAUGGGAAGUCAAAAAGAUCAGCAAUGCACACACAAUUGGCUGCAAUGCCGUUAGCUGGGCUCCUGCCGUCGUACCAGGAAGCCUUAUAGAACAACCAUCUGGUCAAAAGCCAAACUACAUCAAAAGAUUUGCAUCUGGAGGCUGUGACAACCUCGUCAAGAUCUGGAAGGAAGAAGAUGGUCAGUGGAAAGAAGAGCAGAAGCUGGAGGCUCACAGCGACUGGGUUCGAGAUGUGGCCUGGGCUCCAUCCAUAGGUUUGCCGACGAGUACCAUUGCUAGCUGCUCACAGGACGGCAGAGUGUUUAUCUGGACAUGUGAUGAUGCCUCUGGAAAUUCAUGGUCGCCAAAGCUGCUGCACAAGUUCAAUGAUGUUGUCUGGCACGUGAGUUGGUCCAUUACUGCAAAUAUUCUUGCAGUGUCUGGAGGAGACAAUAAAGUCACGCUAUGGAAGGAAUCGGUAGACGGACUGUGGGCAUGUAUCAGCGAUGUCAACAAGGGCCAAGGAGGGGUGUCUGCCGUUACAGAGGGGCAGCAGAACGAGCAGUGAUGCAUCAGUGAAUGUUCUAGCUGCAACAAGUGAUCACUAUACCUGAUUUGCAAUGUUUUUUGAAGCGGAUGAACUGAUUUUAUCUAAACUGGACACGAACAUGGGAAACAACAAUUAUCCAAUUUUAUGAGCACUCUAGAACUAUUACUGGGAGGCUACAAUAUGUUGCUAAUCGGCCUUAAUUGACAUUCCCUUAAAUUUAAGGUAAAGAGCAUAGCAAAGUACUGUGCCUUAUACUACUCCUUGAUGCUGCAGAAAUUGUACCCUGCUUUUCUGGGUCAGGGAUCAAAUUGAAUUGGAUAUGCUGUAGUCAGACUUCAAGCACUUGAGUAGGAACAGGAAGAGGCCAUCAUCGUGGUGAGGUGUGAAACCCUUUGUGCCAGGGGACAAAUACUCUGUGCCUUCAAAAGCCAGAACUUUGUUUCAAGCGAGGGGAAGGGCUGGUAGACUUCUCAGCAUUAAAUGACAGCACGCUAGCCCUUCUGGUGGUAGUGAGGUGGUGCUUAGAUCUUCCUGAAAGUAAUGUGCUUGGAUAUGCAAAAGUCUCUGUGCUUUCCUGAAGAUGAAGAGGAGUAGUGGAAUGCAUAUGUCUUUUGCUUUACAAUAAUCUCAAACUUGGUUAUUUAACCAUCAUCAACAAAUCAAACCAUAAUUUGAAGAUUUUAAACCACGCUUCUGUACUGUACCUCAGGUUUGGGUUUUUUUUGUCAAGAUACCAACAGAAUAAAGUCCUAUUGGUUAAA
Molecule: messenger RNA, 1850 nt
Organism: Phalacrocorax carbo (great cormorant)
Lineage: Eukaryota; Metazoa; Chordata; Aves; Suliformes; Phalacrocoracidae
Source: RefSeq, a predicted model, not a curated record